Austrofundulus limnaeus is the source of this 1073-nucleotide messenger RNA. It is a transcript of the gene tyw5, whose product is annotated as tRNA-yW synthesizing protein 5. Gene Ontology annotation, molecular function: tRNA binding. Gene Ontology annotation, biological process: wybutosine biosynthetic process. NCBI's taxonomy places the organism in Eukaryota, Metazoa, Chordata, Actinopteri, Cyprinodontiformes, Rivulidae. The record is from RefSeq and is a predicted model, not a curated record.
AACAAAUGACUAAAAUAAAUCGCGUUAAAUGGAGCAGCAGSACAAAAUAUCUGUUCCCAUCUUCACUGAGGUGGACAGAGAGGUGUUUCUGCAGCAGAUUUAUCCAGAGCGCAGACCGGCCYUCCUGAGGGGACUGGACCUGGGUCCCUGUGUGGACACAUGGACCGCUGAGUACCUUGGACAGAAAGGAGGCGACAGGGAGGUGAAGGUCCACAUCUCCUCUGUAGCUCAGAUGGACUUCCUUCAUAAAAACUUUGUCUACAGGACUCUGCCGUUUAACCAAUUUAUCAAACGAGUGUCGGAAACGAAACACUCUGACUUCUUCCUGUGCGAGGAUGAGAGCUACUACCUGCGCUCUCUGGGAGAGGACGUCCGCAAGGAACCGGCCGAUCUCAGCAAACAGUUCCCGGACCUGGCCCAGGACUUCCACAUCCCGCAGUUCUUUGAAGCGGAUCAGUUCUUCUCCAGCGUGUUCCGGAUCAGCUCCUGUGGUCUGCAGCUGUGGACCCACUACGACGUGAUGGACAACCUGCUGGCUCAGGUGACAGGAAGGAAGCGGGUCGUUCUGUUCCGCCCCCAAGACGCGUUGCACCUCUACCUGUCAGGUGAUAAGUCGGAGAUCCUGGACAUCGACGCCCCGGACCUGAAGCGGUUUCCAGACUUCGUGAAGGCGAGGAGGUACGAGUGCGUGCUGGAGCCCGGAGAUCUGCUUUUUAUUCCCGCUCUGUGGUUCCACAACACCCUGGCCCUGCAGUUCGGGGUGGGCGUCAACGUCUUCUGGCGCCACCUGCCCGCCCACAGCUACGACAAGAAGGACCCGUACGGCAACAAGGACCCGGUGGCUGCCGCUCGAGCCCUCCAGGUCCUGGACAGGGCUCUGCAGAGUCUGGACCAGCUUCCGGCGGAGUACAGGGACUUCUACGGCCGGCGGAUGAUCCAGCGAGUCCAGAGGCGGACUUUCUGUGAGGAGCUGGACUCUGGCACCACGUUACCCAGAAACCUGGAUGAGUGCUCAGAAUAAAACCUCUCUGUGCCAUUUUAACAUUAUUUAUUAAAAUAUCGUUUUUCAUGUA